This is a messenger RNA of Vigna angularis (adzuki bean), 1314 nucleotides long. RefSeq lists its product as uncharacterized. The transcript has a single exon. The record is from RefSeq and is a predicted model, not a curated record. NCBI's taxonomy places the organism in Eukaryota, Viridiplantae, Streptophyta, Magnoliopsida, Fabales, Fabaceae. The coding region runs from base 1 to 1314 and encodes 437 amino acids.
AUGGUGACCACGAGGAGCAUGGAGGAAGAACAACACACCAGAGAUUUGAUAGCGCAGAUGCAGGCGCAAAUACAGGCACAGGCCAAAACCAUACAAGCACAAACGCAAGCACAACAAGAGAUGCAGCGGAGGCACGCAGAAGAAAUUACAAUGUUGAGAGCAGAGCGAGGUCGUGCCGAACGGUUAGCUCAACACUCGGAGUCCACAGCCGAUCGGGAUAACAACCAAUACAAUGAUAACGCUGGAAGUCGUAAUCAGCAGCCAUCUCGACAUACUGACCCGAACGAUCGGGAAAGAAGGGAACCAUCCCCCUUACGGACCGAUCGGCCCUCAAAUCUGCUCCCUUUCACUGCGAUCAUCAUGCAAACUCCAAUGCCAGAGAAGAACCCUCCUGUAUUGGAUAAGUAUGAUGGUUCGACGGAUCCCGACAAUCAUCUCAGAAUUUUCACCAACGCAAUGGUGUUCUACACGGACAAUGAUCCGGUUAUGUGCAGAGCCUUCUCCUUAUCACUCAAGGACGAAGCAUUAGAGUGGUAUAACACUCUUCCCCCAAACACAGUGGAUUGUUUCACCACUGUGGAAAACCUUUUUAAAAGGCAAUACGCCUCCAAUCGUAAUCAGGAAGUAACGCCAGCGGAAUUGGUAAACACUAAACAGGAAAAGGGAGAAACUUUGAAGGCCUUUAUGAAAAGGUAUAUGGAAACUGCACGACGAGUUAAAGAGGUAAGUCAAUCUUUUAUCAUCACCACUUUGCCUUCCUGUCUAAAACCAGGGUAUUUUGCUGAGAAAUUGUAUGCACGACCGCCAAAAACAAUGGAGGAGCUCCAAGAACGGAUAACCGAAUUCAUCCGCAUGGAGGACAUGCGAAUUUCACAAAGAAAGCGACAACAAGAAGAUGAGGCAAGUGGAGGUAGAAAGGACGGUAAACGACCGUUCGGCAAUAAUGGUAAAAGCGGGGAGUUUUCCCGAACAUUUAAAUUUAAUCACUAUACACCCCUCAACACACCUAGGGCAAAAGUUCUUGAAGAAGCUCUAAACGCUGAACUUCUCACACUCCAAACGAAACCAUCUCCAAGAUACGCAGAUGAAAGGAAGAGUUGUCAUUUCCAUCAGAAUCGUGGACAUACUACAGAAGAAUGCAUUACGCUCAAAAACGAAAUAGAACGUCUCGUUCGGGCAGGACACCUCCGUAAGUACAUACAGGAAGCAAGAAGAAGUCCCGAACGAGCGUAUCGGAAGAACGAACGAAGGCGAGACUAUAGUCGCAGUCCUGCUCGCCAUCGUGAACGGUCGGUUCGCGGAGUUAUAAACUGA